CAACUAUGUGGAAGGUCUGGCGCACUUGAUGAUGGGCGACCAAGGUAAAAGUAAAGGAAAAGAAGAAUACAUUGCAACAUUCAAAGGAUCAGAGUAUUUCUGCUAUGACCUCUCACAGAAUCCUAUUCAAAGCAGCAGUGAUGAAAUAACUCUGUCCUUUAAAACUCUACAGAGGAAUGGACUAAUGCUUCACACUGGGAAAUCAGCUGAUUAUGUCAACCUUGCCCUGAAAAAUGGAGCUGUCUCCUUAGUAAUUAAUCUGGGCUCAGGGGCCUUUGAAGCACUGGUGGAACCUGUGAAUGGGAAAUUUAAUGACAAUGCCUGGCAUGAUGUGAAAGUAACCAGGAAUCUGCGUCAGCACUCAGGCAUUGGACACGCUAUGGUAAACAAACUACAUUGUUCGGUGACUAUAUCAGUGGAUGGAAUUCUGACCACGACGGGCUACACACAAGAAGACUACACCAUGUUGGGCUCCGAUGAUUUUUUCUAUGUUGGAGGCAGUCCUAGCACAGCAGACUUGCCAGGAUCACCAGUCAGUAACAACUUUAUGGGUUGUCUCAAAGAGGUUGUUUAUAAAAACAAUGAUGUAAGACUGGAAUUGUCUCGACUGGCCAAACAAGGAGAUCCUAAGAUGAAGAUUCAUGGUGUUGUGGCAUUUAAGUGUGAAAAUGUGGCAACCUUGGAUCCAAUCACUUUUGAAACACCAGAAUCCUUUAUUUCUUUGCCUAAAUGGAAUGCCAAAAAAACAGGCUCAAUAUCCUUUGACUUUCGCACCACUGAACCCAAUGGGCUGAUUCUCUUCAGCCAUGGCAAACCACGACAUCAGAAAGAUGCCAAACAUCCACAAAUGGUUAAAGUUGACUUCUUUGCCAUUGAAAUGCUUGAUGGGCACCUCUACCUGCUUUUAGACAUGGGCUCUGGAACAAUUAAAAUAAAAGCUUUGCAGAAAAAAGUGAAUGAUGGAGAGUGGUACCAUGUUGACUUUCAAAGAGAUGGACGAUCUGGUACUAUUUCUGUCAACACGAUGCGAAGUCCUUAUACUGCACCAGGAGAAAGUGAGAUCUUGGAUCUAGAUGAUGAUUUAUACCUUGGAGGUUUGCCAGAAAAUAAAGCUGGCCUUGUCUUUCCAACGGAGGUUUGGACAGCCCUUCUAAAUUAUGGCUAUGUGGGCUGUAUUCGAGACUUAUUUAUUGAUGGACAAAGUAAAGAUAUCCGUCAAAUGGCAGAAAUCCAGAGCACAUCUGGGGUGAAACCCUCCUGUUCAAGAGAAACAGCAAAGCCAUGUCUAAGCAACCCAUGCAAAAACAAUGGCAUAUGUAGAGAUGGCUGGAACAGAUAUGUCUGUGAUUGUUCUGGUACAGGUUACCUGGGCAGAUCAUGUGAACGAGAGGCAACUGUUCUAAGCUAUGAUGGAAGCAUGUUUAUGAAAAUUCAACUCCCUAUGGUGAUGCACACAGAAGCAGAAGAUGUCUCCUUACGGUUCAGGUCUCAGAGAGCAUAUGGCAUUCUGAUGGCCACGACUUCAAGAGAAUCUGCUGAUACAUUGCGUUUAGAGCUGGAUGCAGGACGAGUUAAACUAACAGUCAACCUAGACUGUAUCAGGAUUAACUGUAAUUCCAGCAAAGGUCCAGAGACUCUUUUUGCUGGAUAUAACCUCAAUGACAAUGAAUGGCACACAGUACGUGUAGUUCGAAGAGGAAAAAGUUUAAAGUUAAUAGUAGAUGACCAACAAGCCAUGACAGGUCAAAUGGCUGGGGAUCAUACAAGACUGGAAUUCCAUAAUAUAGAGACGGGAAUCAUAACAGAACGGCGUUACUUGUCCUCAGUCCCUUCCAACUUCAUUGGUCAUCUGCAAAGCCUCACUUUUAAUGGCAUGGCAUACAUUGAUUUGUGUAAAAAUGGGGACAUUGACUACUGUGAACUAAAUGCCCGCUUUGGCUUCCGGAACAUCAUUGCUGACCCAGUCACCUUUAAAACGAAAGCCAGCUAUGUAGCUCUUGCCACAUUGCAAGCAUAUACAUCUAUGCACCUGUUUUUCCAGUUCAAAACAACAUCAUUGGAUGGGUUAAUACUUUACAACAGUGGAGAUGGCAAUGACUUUAUUGUAGUUGAAUUAGUAAAAGGGUAUUUACAUUAUGUGUUUGAUUUGGGAAAUGGUGCAAAUCUUAUCAAGGGAAGUUCCAAUAAACCUCUGAAUGACAAUCAGUGGCACAAUGUAAUGAUAUCACGGGAUACCAAUAAUCUCCACACUGUAAAAAUUGACACAAAAAUCACAACACAAAGCACGGCAGGAGCAAGAAACUUGGAUCUCAAAAGUGAUCUAUAUAUUGGAGGAAUAGCAAAAGAGACUUACAAAUCCUUGCCAAAAUUGGUCCAUGCCAAAGAAGGAUUUCAAGGCUGCCUUGCCUCUGUGGACCUCAAUGGGCGUCUUCCAGAUUUGAUUUCAGAUGCUCUGUUUUGCAAUGGACAGAUAGAAAGAGGAUGUGAAGGCCCCAGCACCACAUGCCAAGAAGACUCCUGUGCCAACCAAGGUGUCUGCUUACAGCAAUGGGAUGGGUUUAGCUGUGACUGUAGCAUGACUUCUUUCAGUGGGACACUGUGCAAUGACCCGGGAACAACAUACAUAUUUAGCAAAGGUGGUGGACAGAUUACAUAUACCUGGCCUCCCAAUGAUCGGCCCAGCACCCGAGCAGAUAGACUGGCCAUAGGGUUUAGCACAGUUCAAAAAGAAGCCAUCUUGGUGCGUGUGGAUAGUUCGACUGGGCUUGGUGAUUAUUUAGAGCUGCACAUUGUAAGUAUCGUCAGCAAAAUGUAAUGCUAUUAUUUGUCU
Molecule: messenger RNA, 2830 nt
Organism: Crotalus tigris (Tiger rattlesnake)
Lineage: Eukaryota; Metazoa; Chordata; Lepidosauria; Squamata; Viperidae
Product: neurexin-1
Exons: 16
Coding region: 29-2815 (928 amino acids)
Source: RefSeq, a predicted model, not a curated record